AUGGCAGUCUUUUCACUCCAGAAAGAACAAUCCGGUCCCGUGGAUUGGGAAAAGGAUUACGCCAAGCUCGAAGCAGUGUCCAAGGUGCCGUUCAGAGAUGUCAAGCACGAGAAUAAAAAUGCGGGCUUUCUCAACGUCCGUGAUGUCUAUCUGGAUGCAAAGCAGGCAUUGAACUCAGAUCUGGCCACCGUGGCCAUCUUCACGGAUGUGCUUGCCUUCAAAGAGGAGAAGACCGUCAUCAAGCUUCCAGCGUCGGGCUCGCUUUCCAUUUACAGUCGCCUUCUGACUACAUCUGGAAAAGCCCAUCUUGAGCUAGCCCCUCAGCCCAAUAAGGACGGUGCAGUACUCAUCUAUGCCUCUGAGAUUGAAGGCGAAAUCACCUACUCCCUCUCCGGAUCCGCCACAGUUUCCCAGGUCGAGUUGGGAGUGGGCAGCAGGCAUGUUGCAAUCACACUUGCCGUCGGAGCGGGUAAGGUUGAAGCCUUCUAUCAGGAUGCAUAUGAAGCGGUUGAAGACUAUCAUGAGUACUUCCAGCAGCUGCUGGAAACCCAGCUUCGCAUUGCAUCCGUCCUAUUCUGGUCCAAACCGGGCUUUUCCUUUUCCCUUGCCUCGCAUGUCGCCAAGGCAUCCGUUCAGAGCACGGAAGGGUCAGGAGGCCUGGUUAAUAUGCAGGCCGUAGCACUCGGACAGCAGUUGACGGCGCAGGCCAUGACCGGGCCGAAUAUGAACUUCUUCCCCGUCUUGCAAGUGGGUUCGUACCAAGAAACAUUGCAGAUGGCUAUAGAUGCAGCCGAUGCUUUUGAAAAGCAGUACCAGCGCUUCCAGGACAAGUCGCAGUCCGUCGACGACCGACGCCAGGCAGGCGAGCAGAUGCUGGCGCAUGCAAAAGGCAAGUCGGAGUUGAGCAACACGCUUGUCGAAACGGCUCUGGCCAAAUAUGAUGCUGCGGCCAAAGCAGUCAGGAGCACCCAGGCGACGUUUGAGCAAGACAGGUUCGUGUUGGAGAAUGCCUCGAGAGACCUGGAGCGGGGGAUUGAGAAGUGGAAGGAGUCGACCAGGUUACAGGCAGCUUUCAGCAUCAUCACCGCCAUCAUCUCUUUUGCCGCGGCUAUCGGUUCCAUUGCCAUGGGCGAUCCCUCAAAAGUAGGCGAUGUCGCAAAGGAUGUUGCGGCAUCAGAGAAAGCAAUUGAGGCUGUCGAAAAGGCUGAUGUCGUGAUUGAGGGUUUUAAGAAGAUUGUGCAAUCGGCUACCAUGAAGAAGAUCUCCACCGGUGCCAAAGCCUUGUUCGAUCUCUAUGGUCCGAUGGAUAAAUCGGUGCAAUCCAUCAAGAGUGCCCAAUGGAGUUUCGACCAGAAGCUCCCCACCACCGAUGAGGUAUCCGGGGCUAAUGGCGAUGCUGCUGCCAUCCAGUCUCUGGCCUCCUGGGAUAAAUGGAGGCUGGAAGCAGAUGACCAGCUGGCGUUCCCGAUUGCACAGGGCAUUGGAGGGGCUUCUGCAUACCAGCUAGCCCUUCGCAAACAUGCGAUCAACGGGAAGCAGCUCGCCCAGGCACAGGCAGAAGCCAUCAAGGCAGGCCAGGGCUAUGUCCGCGCCAGGCUCGAGCAGCAUCUCGCGGGCCAGGACCUCGCAGCCUUGAAGACGCUCGUGGAGAAUCUCACAGCCGAAGAACACACGUAUAACGUGGCCCAGGCCAAGUUCUUCGAUCGCUACAUGGCGCUGCGGACCACCAUUGCCAUUGACAUGCAGAAUCUGAUCUGGGCCGAGAGGUUCAUGACACUCUCCAACAGCAGCGUGGUCGUCGAUCCCUUGAAAGAGGUUGCAGACUAUAAGGAGGAUCUUUCUCGCAUUCAUCACGAGAUUGAGACUGCCAAAUCCAAGUACUCGAGCGAUUUUCAAGAAUUCACCUACAAGGUUCCACCCAAUACUCUUCCCUCGAAUUACCUUCCAGAUAUGGUCCAGUCACUCAGAAACGGCCAGCCGGCCACCUUCACACUCUUGCCCAACACAUCUCACGCCAAAGGACUAGGCGGUCCUUUCAAAGAAGGCUACCACUUCCGCAUCGACGGGAUGGAGGUGACAUUAAAAGGAGUAAAACCCAAGAAUCAGGAUGACCGCGUAGUCUCUGUCAUAAUAUCAACCUCCGGGACAUACGCCGACAUUCAAGAUGACCAGGUGUACAACUUCACUAGCCGCCCACUCGAACGUACCUUCCAGUAUCAGGUCGACGCACAGGGUAACAAGGGGGAUGUGGAGAUCCGGGCAAUCUACGAAUCAAAGGACUAUGCCAUGCCAACCCCAUUCACACAGUGGACUGUGCAGGUGAAGCAUCCAGAGUCUCUGGACCUGAGUGGCCUGGAAGAAGUUGUGAUUGAAUGGAAGGGCAAAGCGCGAUUCUUCUCCUGA
Molecule: messenger RNA, 2403 nt
Organism: Aspergillus wentii DTO 134E9
Lineage: Eukaryota; Fungi; Ascomycota; Eurotiomycetes; Eurotiales; Aspergillaceae
Exons: 5
Coding region: 1-2403 (800 amino acids)
Source: RefSeq, a predicted model, not a curated record